Salvia splendens (bonfire salvia) is the source of this 2813-nucleotide messenger RNA. Its product is annotated as AT-rich interactive domain-containing protein 2. Bases 1880 to 2566 code for a protein of 228 amino acids. The record is from RefSeq and is a predicted model, not a curated record. Lineage: Eukaryota; Viridiplantae; Streptophyta; Magnoliopsida; Lamiales; Lamiaceae. The transcript is spliced from 2 exons.
UAAAACCCGGGCCAUCUUAUUUGGAUCCUCAUCAUCUGAUUCAUCUUUACAAAAAACGCGGUUCAUAUCAAAAUUUUAUCCCAAAUUCCUGCAAUUCCAUUCAAUCUCAUUAUUGUGGGAGUCUCCAAAUUUGUUUUAGUUUUGCGUUUGAUAUUCUAUUUCGAUAUUUUUUCCAUUCAAUUCGUUCUUUUCUCUUUCGAUUGAUCUCUCUCUCCGAAAUUUUGUUAAUUCCUAGAAUUCUAGGUUUUCACUGUCAAUCCUGAGAUCCGUUAGAUAUAUUCAUCGAUUUUAUUUUUGAUUUUAUAAUUUAUUAUUUAGAUAUUUUCCUUCUUGUUUCCCCUUUGUAAAUUGAUUUGAAACCCAAAUAUUUUUCCGGAUAUCUUUGGACCUAUGGUUUGCGUAUUUGUGGUGAUUGCUCAAUCUCAAGGCUCAUCGGAUCUGUGAAUUGAUUUAGGAUUUUGGUACGUUUAUAUCUUAAUUUGAUUUUACUGCUCUUUUGUAUUUUGUUCUAUUUUGGGGGGAAUUUAUACAUCGAGGGGUUAGGAUUUGGGUGUAAAUUGUUUUUGUUUUUUUAUAAAUUCCUUUUUUUUAUAUGCAAUAGUUGUUGUUAAUUGAGUUUGAGCUAGUUUGCGAGUAGAAUUUUAUUAUAUUUUUUUCUAGUUGAACUUAAAAUAAUGAUACAUGCAUGUGUUGCCCGGGAAUACACUAACUAAAUAAUUUAUCGUCAUUGUCUCUUUUUGUUAUGUAAAUUUUUAUUUUUGUAGUUUUAAAAGUAUUUCUCAGUAAUGCCUUGUGUGUUACUUCAUCCCUUCUCUUCUGUGUCAUUUAGUAGAAAAAAAAGUUAAAAAGGUGUAUUAAGUUGCGAAGAGAUAGUUAUGUUUUCUUAAAGUGAAUAUGAUCGUGCUAUUAUCUUUUCAUACUUACCCUUUGAGUAUGUCAAUACCGAAUGUUACUAACAUCGUUGUUGGGGUUAUCAGUAUUUGUUUGAUUUGUGGUGCUUCUUCCACACCUAAUAUUUGCAAAGUGACUCAUCUUGCUUUGAUCAUGUUGGUUUUCAGAGUAGUGAGUUGUUAGGUCACUUGGUGUUUGUUGGAUGUUGCCAUGCAACUUGUUUGUUUGCUUUACGUGUUUUUACAUGUCUUUCUAAUAUUCAGUUCCUAAUGUCCUGCUUUCAUGUAGUGUGUAGUUCCUAAUUAGAUAUAUAGUUACACGUGCCUUACAUGAUAAAUUAUUAUGUUUUUCCUGUAGUUGUUGUCUAUUUCCAAGCUUCCAAGAUUACUUGUGUAUCUUCGUUCUUUGAUAUGAAUUAAAAUAUCUAUUCUGUUUAUCCUUAGUACAUAGAAUGGGGAUGAAACGUCCUUUGGAAGAGAGAGAUUUUCCAGAUACCUCUUUCAGGCAACCUAAACAACGGGAAUACCAUGGGAAGUUAACCUUAAAUGCAAAAGAAUAUCACAUAACGACUCUUGCAGUUCAAUCUCCUGGUGAACCAAAGAACACCUUUUAUCAGUUACAUUUUGAGCAGCUUAAAUAUGGUGAGGCCAAUAAUGCUUCUGUACCUGACGAAAAAGGGGAAGCAAGUGCACUCUUGUCUUUGGUCACCAGCAGCAGUGAGGAUGAUUCUGUUAUUGGGGCAACCUCUGACUGGUCUUGUUUUCCUGAAUAUAUUGAUAUUAAUACUCCAAGUCGUCCCAUGAAUCAAAUUAAACAGCCCUACAUGGAUUUGUUUAACUCUCCUCCUAGGAAAGAAGUUCCACUUGGAUCAGAUCAUCAAGCUGAAGUCCCACUGUGGGAUCCAUGCCAUUUACUUUUUUGAUGAUUUCAGGGAGGAAAGACUAACUGGGACCUGCAUCAUGGCAAUGCCUAUAACUUAAACAAUUCAAUGAUGGAAGGAGUUGGAGUUGGGCGUGGCAGAACAGAUUGUUGUUGCCUGGAUAUGGGAUCCUUGAGAUGUGUGCAGCAACAUGUGAAUGAAGCAAGAGAAAAACUACGAGAGACUAUUGGGUACGAGAAUUUUUUGGACUUGGGUUUCUGUAAUAUGGGUCAUGAGGUCGCAUACCAAUGGACCCCUCAUGAUGAAGAAGUCUUUCAUGACAUUGUUUACUCUAAUCCUGAAUCACGUGGUAGAAAAUUUUGGAAGCACUUAACUGUUGCGUUCCCAACCCGGACCAAGAACGAACUUGUCAGCUACUAUUUUAAUGUCUUCGUGCUCCGGAGACGGGCUCUUCAAAAUAGAUCUUAUUUGUUGGAGAUAGACAGUGAUGAUGAUGAGCUGAGAGGUGUUCAUGGAGGCUCCCAUCAGGAUAGAUUUUAUUCGUCUGAUCAAGAAACUGAUAUUGAAGAUCAUCAAGGUCACAAGGGGCAGUUCUAUCUUGUCGAAGGAGAAGAAGAGGACUCCACCGUCUAUUCCUUUGGCAACCAAGAUUUAGAUACAAGCUGGGUGGACGACUUCUGGUCCGAGCCUCAAAAUAGCAGCGAAGAACACGAGGUGAGCAAUAUAAAGGACGAUGUCUCUGAUGGUCAAGUUGAGAAGCUAGAUGCUGUCGAGAUGAAAUCCCUGAGAAGAUGAUGAGACGUUCCCUGAUGACCCCAUGACCCCAGGUUGUAUACUCAAUUUUUUUCUGGCCUUGAAAUUUGUUGUACAAAAACGUAGAUUUCGUAGGGUAAUAAAGGCUAAAGUGUUUCCUGGCCUCGACGCCACGCCCAACAUAAUUAAUUGAACCUAUUUAUUUACACAAGAGAAGCUCUCGCUCUUGUAAUUUUGAUACCGAUUAUUUAUCUGAUUACAAUUAAGUAAUCAGUCUUUAAUUUGGCUA